Molecule: messenger RNA, 1528 nt
Organism: Athalia rosae (coleseed sawfly)
Lineage: Eukaryota; Metazoa; Arthropoda; Insecta; Hymenoptera; Athaliidae
Exons: 6
Coding region: 323-1222 (299 amino acids)
Source: RefSeq, a predicted model, not a curated record
UCGUCAGUUGCAAGUCAGAAACAGUAGCGAAAUCGCGUCAGCCUAUCACCGAGUAAAAUCGUCCAACUUCCGUUAUCGCCGUUCUUCCUCGCGAGGAAUUACCUCGGGUCAUUUCGAACGACGAUAUUACGCGACCCGAUGCGUAAAGUGUUUAGCGGAGAAUUGGGUAAAAAUUCCUUAGAUUCCUGCAGCUCGAGUGUCGAUGCACGGCAAAUUUAACGCGGCCAAAUGAGACGACGAAAAUUAUUUAUGAAAAUCAUAAAAUAUGACACUAUGUAAAUGCAAAGAGUGCUUCGUGUGAGCUAUUUAUCAUAUUCGAGAUAUGCUAUUGGUUCAAAUUAGUGCAAUGGAUACGAACGGUAGAAAAAAUGGGAGAUUAGGACGAGUCCUUUUCACGAUCAUCGCGUUGAUCGUCGGCGGGGCGACGGGGCUUCGUGACGUCCGGAUCACGGUGCCGGCGAUGGUCAGAUCCAGAGACUCGGCGCUGCUCAGCUGCGACUACGACUUGGAAGGCGCCGAUCUCUACUCGAUAAAGUGGUACCACGAGGAGGAGGAAUUUUACCGCUUCGUCCCCAAAGAAGCUCCACCGCAGGCGAUAUUCGCCGUUCGCGACAUCCAGAUAGACAGCCAGCACUCGAACACGAGGGACGUGACGUUGGUGAACGUGUCCAGAAAGUUGACCGGAAGAUACAGAUGCGAGAUCUCCGCGGACGCUCCGUCAUUUCACACGGUGAUAAAAACCGCGCCCAUGCUGGUCGUCGAUGUCCCGGAAACGGAUCCCUCGAUCCAGCCGGAGAGACAACGCUUACCUGGGGGAGAAACUCUUCGGGCCAAUUGCACGUCGGGCGCCUCGAGUCCCGCCCCCACCGUUACGUGGGCCGUCAACGGCGACCCUUUGAACCGGACAAAGCUGUCGCACAGAACGCGGUCCCGUCUCUUGGGACACGGCGACCUCCAAGCGACCCUGUCGAUGUUGGAGCUCGAAACGUCCGGUGAGCUUUUCAAGGACGGCAAGUUAGUCCUACGCUGCUUCGCGGCGAUAUCCACAGUUUAUACGGCCUCCGCCGAGUUGGUCGUAGACGAAGACACACCCCUCCUGGCGCCCAUCACCGGAGACGCCUCGACGCACCUCCGUCGGUCGAGCGGCUGCGGCGUGAAAAGUUCUUCGGAGAUGGUCGUCCUCUUCGCCUCGCUGGCGUCGCUCGCAUCCUGGAGCAGGUAGCUCCUCGGCUGGAGAGGAGGCCGUCGUCGCCUCUGUCCGACCCGGUCGCAUCGUCCGCGUCAACCCAGUAGCUAGGGCUUCCAGUUAUGUAUGUUACUAUGUAUGGUGUAGAUAGGUGGAUCAUUUUUAUCGCGACGACGAGCGACGAGCGACGAGCGACGCGCCAACGAAACGACGAGUCGGAGGGCCAACGGAGCGAGGGAAGAAAUCGAAUCAAUGAGAACCCAUAUACAAUUAAUUUUAAACACGUUAUCUUUUGAUGUAAAUUGUUGAUAAUAAAAUGCGGUCACGUAUUACGCAAUCGAA